AUGAAUCCAUUGAACUUCCAGAUCCCUCGUCGACGCGGUAAUGACACUAUCUCACCAUUCCCAAAGAGACGCCGCACUGAAGCCAAUGAUCAACUCUUAAAUACAGCAAGUUUAUUCGACAAACUCAAAAAAGAACCUCUAUUGGAAGACGUUUGGGCCAAAGAAGAACGAGCUCUUGAAGAAUUGAAUGAAAAUAGUGAAGAAAGUCAGCCCAUCGUAGACGUAGCAAGUCAAUUUCUUGACAAGGAAGUGUCAGAGCGCCUAGCAGAGGCACUCUCAAGGAACGACGUUAGCGAUGAUUCAGAACCACCUUCUACUCGAUACUUCUUUACCUUGCCAACAAAAACCUCAAUCGGGGAAUGGCCUAUGGACUCAAGAGAUGGUGCUGGGGUUGCAAAGGCUGAAUUUAUUCACAAAUUGACACAAACUACCCAGGGACGUUCGUUUAUGCUGGAAAGCGGUUGCCUAAAACAUUGGCACAAAAGAGGAUGGGAAUGUCCACGGUCAUUGUACAAGUACCUCUUUGAGAUGGGUAAAUAUAUAAACAUAUAUAUAUUCAUGGGCGUGUUGAUGUGUUCUAACAUGAGAUUUGUGAUAGUUGCUUUUGAACCAAACAAGGUGAAAAUGGAAAGUGAUGUCCAAUACAGCGAUUAUCCAGUUGGGUGUAUUGAGCCUGAAUGGCUUACCAGUAUUUUUGAGGCAUAUGGACGGGCACCUCAAUUAAUCACUAAAUUUGCGUCUAAAACUACACCCACACCUAUAUCUACACCUAUAUCUACACCUGCAUCUACAGUUAGACCUACACCUGAAUUUGAACCCGAACUUAUAUCCAAAUCCAAAGUACCUCAAUCAUCACUUGGAUGGAUCAUUGAGCUAUUCGGAAUUUCAAUCAAACAAUGGCCAUCUGCUUAUCGUGACAAUAUUGAUCAGCUCUUGGGUCUGCUCCUCGACACUUCUCUUGAUCCGACUUCACGGCCAGCUCUUGGAGCUCUUCAGACCACCAUCCAAGGCUGCCUUGAUUUGCUUGAGCAGACGACAUGGAAAAAAACGCUGGCUGAAUUUGAUAUCGAUUAUAAAAAAUACAGCGAGUAUCAGCUUCUAUAUUGUAUCCAGGCCAUUCCUCCUACAAACAAAAGAGGUGUAUUCUUUCAACAAUGCCUGGCUGCAAAGGGACUUGGGCUAUCAAGGGAUCAUGAUAAACUUGAGGAUGUACUCAAGCUUAUCAAUGAUCCCGACGGUAUGUUUAGUUCUAGCCAACCAGACUACUCUUUGUUGGCUAUAAAGAUCCGUUUGUUGGAUAUAUUUAUUGGUAGUGAUGAAGAUGAACUGGAUCUUGAAAAGGACACGGUACAGUCAUUAAUCCAAAGCCUACAGCUAUUGAGUAGAAAGAUAGGUGGUCGAUUGGGAACUCUUAAGCGAACAGUUGCAAAUGAAUGUGCUCAACGACUGUGGAAUAAAUUGGCUUAUACUAUUGGUAGAGAUGAACGGGUUAUUGAGGAUCACCAAUUGUGCCUGUGGUUUGGUGGAACAUUGGGAUGUCAAACCAUUCAGGACAAUAUCUAUAUAGACAUUAUUUGUCAUAUAAAAAUAAACCUCUCAGUAUUACUUCUUUAA
This is a messenger RNA of Phycomyces blakesleeanus NRRL 1555(-), 1614 nucleotides long. RefSeq lists its product as hypothetical. The record is from RefSeq and is a predicted model, not a curated record. NCBI's taxonomy places the organism in Eukaryota, Fungi, Mucoromycota, Mucoromycetes, Mucorales, Phycomycetaceae. The coding region runs from base 1 to 1614 and encodes 537 amino acids. The transcript has 10 exons.